Messenger RNA from Ilex paraguariensis (yerba mate), 292 nucleotides. NCBI's taxonomy places the organism in Eukaryota, Viridiplantae, Streptophyta, Magnoliopsida, Aquifoliales, Aquifoliaceae. The record is from the annotation of a GenBank genome assembly.
AUGAUUGGAGGGUGUGAUGCUCCUUUUUGCGUCAAUGCUGUGAUGGAUUGGCUUUCCGGUGUUUCUUUUGUUGCUGAUCUUUCAUCCUCUGUUUUUGCUCUUUCUGGAUGCUGGGGAUGGCAAGUGCUUUUGAAACACUAUGUGGGCAUGCUUAUGGGGCCAAGAAGUGACACAAGUUGGAUGUAUAUCUGCAAUGUUCAUGGAUUGUUCUCUUCCUGGUAUACUGUGUUUGGUGGUUGUCCUCAUACUUGGACUGGCUUCUCUAUGGAUGCAUUUUCUGGUGCUGUUGCUG